AUGGAUUUGCGUAAUGUAUUAAAACUGAUGUAUCCGGAAGAAAGCAGUGAAUUUGAUGAACUCGACGUACAAAAAUUACGUAGUAAAAUAACUGAAUGGCUGUUAAAAAAGGGCUUUUCAACAAUGCAUAAUUUCACAAAAGAUUCUGACAACAAGUGGAAGUUACCGGAACAAAGCGACUGUGGAUCAUGCGGCAAAUAUAAAGUUGGAAACUUGAAAGGUGUAGCUCGUGACUUUGGAAGCGCUGGAGAAGACAAUGGGUGA
Enterobius vermicularis (human pinworm) is the source of this 264-nucleotide messenger RNA. NCBI's taxonomy places the organism in Eukaryota, Metazoa, Nematoda, Chromadorea, Rhabditida, Oxyuridae. The record is from the annotation of a GenBank genome assembly.